GUGCAGCGGGAACAGAAGGAAGGGGGUGUGUUCACUUGGAGACAGCAGGGAUGGUUUAUUAGGAGAUCAUGCCUCCUAGCCAAUGGUCUUUAAGAGAGAGGCAGAUGUCAUUUGAAUGAGAUGUACCACCUCCCAGAGCCAGCACAUCCCCUUCAGUGUUUCUCGGCGCUGUGCGAGAGCUCCACUUCCACUGCUCUCUUCUGUCUCCUCUCUGAUUCCCUGUCCGUCCGUCCUCCUCUUCCUCUGCGAUUCAGUUCCACAGGGAAGGAUGGGAUCUGUAACUCACACCAACCAGUUUCAUUAACAGUCCAGAGCCGCCCCGUUUGCUCAGGCUGAUGAAAGCAGACCCGGAGGGUCUUUUAGUUAGUGCCUGACAGAAGCAGCAGCCGCAGAGAGGUGCCUGGUGCUACCGGAGGUGUGACAGAGUCCCAGCCCACCGCACAUUGAUUCACACAGGAUUAAGCUACUGCAGAAUGCUGCAGGCGGAAGGCUCGGCGCAGGUGAUUUACCGUCACUGUCAGACUUAACAUCACCGGACACCUCUGCCCUGCUCCCGUCUGCUGUGGAGGGACUACGCAAAACCAUCUGCCACUGCACCACCCAAAGGCAUGACUCACCCUCAUCUCACACAGGAGUAAGAGAGGAAGCGAUGGGCUGGACUAUGAUUCUAAAAAAUGACUUUGGGGUCAUCGCCUGGACUCGGCACACUGCAAAGUUGGUCAGCCUCUUCCUCCUCUUGUCUCUUUUUACCAUUCCAAUCCCUUCAACAGACACAGUUCUACCCAGGGACCAACAUUUCUCAUGGAAAGCAGGCCAGUGGGGUCAGUGUAUCGGGGAGAAGUGUGGUUCUGGUGGGAUCCAGACCAGAACACUAUGGUGCGUCCAUGUGGAUGGCUGGUCCAGCCAUCAUUCCCACUGCCGGCAUUCGCCUAAACCAGAAAGUCAGCGGCAGUGCUAUAAGGUGUGCGACUGGCACCAGGACCUCUUUGAAUGGGACGUUUCUGACUGGGGACCCUGUCUACUCAUUCCCUUCUUGUCAAAUGAGCUCAGGCUGAGGACUGCUGACUGUAUUACAGCGCAGCAUGGCAUUCAGAGGCGCUCCAUUCACUGUGUGCGAACCUCAAACCGGACCGCAGUCAGCUCCAGGAUCUGUGAGUUCUUUUCGCACAAGCCCCCCGUGGAGCAGGCGUGCCUCAUCCCAUGCCCCCAGGACUGCGUGGUUUCAGACUUCACGCCUUGGUCAAGCUGCAGCAAAACGUGUGGUGUUGGCCUGCAGCACCGGACUCGACACGUCCUGGCCCCGCCCAUGUAUGGGGGGGCGGACUUCCCGAAUCUUACUGAGACCAGAACUUGCACAAAUUCAGUAGACUGUUCCAUUGGUGAAGGGGAGUACCAGUACAGCCUUAAAGUAGGAGCCUGGAGUGAGUGCAGACUCCCACAGCACAAGGAUGCCGUCUUAAACGGAAGGACCAUUUUGGAUUAUAGUGCCAACUCCAAUGAGAACAACACCGUCACACUACACACUGUGGCUUUUCACCACCACUCACAUCAUCACAACUACACGCACAUCAAGAACCCAGUGUCGUGGGAACUGGAAGUGGGAUAUCAGACACGGCAUGUUCGCUGCACCAGAAGUGAUGGCAAAAACUCUAUGCUGAGUUUGUGUACCAAGGACAGCUCCCCCCUGACAUUCCAGGCCUGUGUGAUGCCCGAAGACUGUCAGACGUCUGAUUGGUCACCGUGGAGUCCCUGCUCCAAGACCUGCCGGUCCACCGACCUGUCUCCCGGUUUCCGAGUUCGGUCACGCAUCAUGACGCAGAUCCCACAUGGAGGGGGGAAGGCGUGUCCUCCCCUUCAGGAAAAAGAAGCUUGCAACAUAAUUGGAGACUUACUCCCAACGUGCCCCAGGUAUGUGUGGAGGAGCACCGACUGGAAUGAAUGCCACAUUCUGCCCCUACUGGGGCAGCAGGACCAGAGACAAGUUAAUGUGAGCAGCCUGUGCGGAGCCGGCAUCCAGACCAGGAAGACCUACUGCGUACAAGUCCCCGAGGACUCAGCCCCCCAUCACAGGAAGGAAGUGUCCAGACCUGUGGAUGGCAGGUUGUGUGAUGGAAAUGAGCCCCCAUUGGCUGUCCAAAGCUGCUCAGUUCCCUGCCAGCAUCACUGUGUGCUCUCCCAGUGGUCGUCCUGGGGGCCCUGCAUACACGAAAACUGCAAAGAACCUCAAGGAAAGAAAGGUACCAGACGAAGAACAAGGGAGGUGUUGUGGCAGUCUGGGGAUGCUCUGGGAAGUUGUCCUCACGUGGUGGAGUUCACCCCCUGUGAAGAUCCCGUUUGCUACCUGUGGCAGGUCCAACGAGAAGACAGAUGCGUCCCCACCAGAGGCUCGUGUGGUCCAGGAGCCGCAGUCCAGAAUGUGUCCUGUGUCGAUGUUGAAGGGGAACACGUGCCCGACACCCACUGUGAAGGUGGUGCCCCACCUGCAGAAGACGCCUGUGAGGUUCCCUGUCCGGCAGACUGUGUGGUCGGCUCCUGGUCCCUGUGGUCACCGUGCUCGCACAGCUGUGCCAACAAGACUGCAGAGGGAAGACAGAGUCGGACUCGCACCGUGUUGGCCAUUCCACGAAAAGAUGGUAAAUCUUGUCCAGCAGCUCCAGCCUUGGAGGAGUGGCGAGUCUGCAGCGACCAUCCCUGCAUGGUAUUUCACUGGGAAGCCUCAGCUUGGAGUCCGUGCGUCCAAAACUCAUCUGCUAGACUCAACUUGAGCGCUCUGGGGAAUGACGCCUGUGCUGUCGGCGUCCAGAGCCGCAGAGUCACCUGCGUGAAGAAGAGCGGGGGCCCUGUGAGCAGUAAAAGGUGUUCCGAUUCCUCCCGCCCAGAAUCUUCCCGGCCCUGUUUGCUUCCCUGCAAGAAAGACUGCAUAGUGACCCCCUUCAGUGAAUGGACGUCCUGCCCGUCAACCUGCCUUCCAGAGAAUGGGACUGCUGUCACACAGUCUCGAUACAGAACCAUCAUCCAAAGACCUGCAAACGGAGGUCAAGAAUGUCCUGACACUCUGUACGAGGAGAGGGACUGUGACUUCCUGCCAGGAUGUCCACUUUUCAGGUGGAGGAUGCACAAAUGGCACAGCUGUAUUUUGGUCCCAGAUUCUGUCAGACGAGGAUUGUCUGGAGCAGGAGAGGACUGUGGAGAUGGUCUGGAGACAAGAGGUGUCAGCUGUGUUGGGGAGAACGGAGAGGCGGCCAACCUGACGGCGUGCUUGCGAUGGGCCGGCUCUCUGCCUCCUCAGAUCAGAACAUGCCGGGUGGCCUGCAAGGACGACUGCACUUUAACUGCAUGGUCCAAGUUCUCGGAAUGUGCUGGAUGUGGCAGCACACGGAGCCGCACACGCUCGCUCACAGGACGCAGCAAAAAGAGGGAGCGUUGCCUGAACGAGGAGCUGUUCCCCCUGGAGGAGGUGGAGGCGUGUCCUUGUGACCAGUUCCUGUCUCAGCCGUAUGGGGACUGGUCUGCUUGCAUUCUGCCGGAUCGCCCGCUGCACCGCCCCCCCCACGGUUGGAUGAGCCGCCGGGAGGUGAAGGAGUGUGGUCAAGGCCUGCGUUUCAGAGCCGUGGCCUGCGUCAACCAGCAGGGACACCUGGUUAAACCGACUCUCUGCACACAAGCAGGCUACAUCAUGGAGGUUUGCCACAUCCCUUGCCCCCUGGACUGUAAGCUGAGUGACUGGUCGGCCUGGUCGGCCUGCAGUGCGUCACAUGGCAGCGGGCUGAAGAUCAGGUCCAAAUGGCUCCGAGAGAAGGCUUUCAACGGGGGACGUCCUUGUCCCAAGCUGGAUUUGAAAAACCAAGCUCAGGUUUACGAAGCUGUGCCAUGCAGAGGCGGGAGCAGCCAAAACGAGUGGAGGAGCGAGGCCUGGUCCAUUUGCACUAUCAAUACUGUGGACGACCUGCCAGCAUGCGGGGAGGGGGUCCAAAGCCGCAAGAUCAGGUGCGUAAAGAAAGGAUUGAUGAGUGGGGAGGAGAGCAUUGUGGAUGACAGCCAAUGUGAUGCGGAGGAAAUGCCCCCCAGAGCCCAGGUCUGCCACCUUGCCUGCCCUGACGACUGUGUGGUGGGACCCUGGGGACCUUGGAGCAGCUGUCCUCUGCAUUGUGACGCAGAAAGUGUGAGAAACAGAAGCAGAAAAAUCCUCCGCGAGUCGGCCUUGGAGAGUGGGACGUGUCCGGAGCAGAUCCAGUCGGAGUCUUGUGUUCUCAACGGCACCUGCUUCACGUACUGGUUCAGAGCCUCAGAAUGGAGCACGUGCCAGCUGAGUGAGGGUGCUGUCUGCGGUCCGGGUUUCCGGCUGCGUCUUCUGGACUGCGUGCGGAGCGAUGGGAAGAUUGUGGCGAUGCAGAUGUGCGAGCAGUUUGGUGUAACCAGCACGUGGCCGCUGCUGGAGGACUGUGUGGUUGAGUGUUCCGUCAGCUGUCUUCUCUCCGAUUGGUCCCCGUGGUCUGAAUGCUCGCACAUCUGUGGCAGUCAAGGGCAGUUGGUCCGAAACCGGAGAAUCCUCCAGGAGUCCCAUCAAGAAGGACGUCUCUGCCCCAGCCAGCUCAACCAGACCAAAUCCUGUCCCGUCAAGCCUUGCUAUGAUUGGUUGCUGAGUGACUGGUCUGCAUGCAUCGUAGAGGGUGCAGAGUGUGGUGAAGGAGUGAGGAGAAGGAACCUGUCAUGUAUCGUCCACUGGGGGAACUUGAACGAGCCCCCUCCCCAGCCAGUGGAGACGGAGCUCUGUGGAGACGCCAUGAGGCAGCAGCUCCUCCAGCAGAUGGAGCAACCCUGCUUCGUCCCUUGUCCAGGGGAUUGUCAUUUGACUGAGUGGUCACCGUGGAGCUCCUGCCAGUUGAUCUGCCUGGAGGGGCGGAGCUUUGAGUACACCGGGCGCCAAGCUCGAUCCAGAGCUGUGAUCAUUCAGGCCAUGGAGAAUCAAGCCAGCUGCCCCCAUCAGGUCUUUGAAACCAAAUCCUGUAAAGAAGGAAAAUGUCACACUUACCAGUGGAAAACAGGAGGAUGGAGCAACAAUGAGAGGGCGGUGUGGUGUCAGCGCUCUGACGGUGUCAAUGUCACAGGGGGGUGUUUCCAGCAGAAAAGGCCGACUACACUCAGGCACUGCCAUCCUCCGUGCACGAAACCCUUCUCUCACUGCACACCGAGUGGAGUGUGUGGGUGUGAGAGAGGUUACACCGAAGUGAUGACCUCGCACGGCUUCCUGGACUACUGCACACGAACCCCUGGCUUCGACAACAACAAGAAAGCAGACGUAAAAACCACCUCUGGAAGACUAAAACCUCGACCGUCUCAGGCCAACGACCUCUUCAGCGAGUGGACAUUACGGCCCGUUGGACCAGAUGGAAGAGUAAAGCUGUGGGUUUAUGCUGUGGCCAUUGUUGGCUUCAUCAUUAUACUCUUCGUUGUCGUCCUGUCAUUCCUGAUCUGUAAGCCAUCCAAAACCAGUGCAACGUCUUCUCCACCGCAGAAGCCCUUGACCCUGGCCUAUGAUGGUGACAUGGAUAUGUAACCAUGCUGCCCGACCUCACCAGGACAUGCUCAACCCCUGGACACAAUCCCGGUUGUUUGCGGCAUAUUGCCGGAUGCCGUGGAAACUCAACCAAAUGAUUGGUUCUGCCCACAGGUGGUUGGCUGCUGGAAGCUGAUUAGGUGGCUGCAGCCAGAACAGAGAAACAGAACCAAAGCUGUCCAAGAUGGGAGGGGAACAUGGACCAAUGGACCACUAGUUUUGAACUGCUUGCUACAUUACACAGCUGAGACACUGCUUGGAUUCACAGAGGAACAUUGCUGCGGCACAGAGGAAGGGACUCCUUCAGAAGUGCUGAUUUUAAGCAUUUCUGUGUUGAGAAUUAGAGGGACCAAUUUUUUUUCUUUUCUUUUUUUAGUUAUUUUCUAUCUUUUCUCUUGAUUUACGUGUUUGGUUGUGUGCCUGUGAGUCGCGAAGGAGGACAUGAGAAUGUCUUGGGUUUGUCAACGUGAUUGCCAAAGGUUGGAGUUUUCCUCAUCAGUGCUGGAUCUUUGUCAAUGAAAAGCCCUCUGGGUGAUCCAAACAGCCUUUUUUUCCCCCCAAGUUACCGAAUGAACCCGAUGAUUUAUGCACUAUGUUAGUGCUGAUUCAGUUAGACGUUUUUUUUCUUUCAAAUGACUUUUCUAGUGUUUUAACUGUGAUGCAAGUUUUGCCGUCUGAUUGUGUUUUGUUGAUGAUGCCAUAUGUUGUGUACACGUGGAAACCAAAAGCAAGCCUGCCUUGAUUUCAGAGACACAGCGAUGCAGCUCCUUCUCCUUCCUUCAGAAACAAAUCCACAAACAAAUUACAUCAUUUUCACUUUGGAAUCAAAGAAAAGAGAUAAAACGCCAAAUCUCUUGAUGCAAUUCAAAUUAUUUAUACCAGCAAGUGGGAGAUUUUACCUCAUUACACACUGGUGUGGUGCACAAACUCAUGACACAUUUUCACCAGAUGCAAAACAAAACAGCACAGAUCACCAAAAGCCAGGACAGGCGGGACGAUUCAUCACCCGGAUCACACUGAAGGACCAUCUACAACUAUGUUUAUUUAUCUUAAUUUAUUAGUUUAUUUAUUUAUUUAUUCAUCAUGUGCCCUAAAGGGACACCUUAAUUGAUGUGUUUGUACUAUCUCCACUUUUUCCGUUUUUUUUUUUUGUUUUUUUACUUUUCCUUUUUUUUAAAGUUUUAUUUUGACAAAAAUCAUCCGUUUAGAAAAUACUUUAGCUUUUUUUCCCUUUUUUUUGCAUCCACCAGCCGAAGACUUUAAAGCGUCGUGUCACAUGACCACCUUCUGAAUGUAUUUACUCUGUAACUCUGUACCUUUCUGGUUGUGCAAAUAUGGUUGUUACAUGUUGAAAGGACUGUAUUUCUACAGCUGACUGUAUGUAGGCAUGCUUGACCUAUUUUAGCACAAAGUGCUCCAAGUGGCCUUGCAACGACUCUGUUUCAGUUUGCUAAACAUUUUAGAUCAGUCUCCUUAGGCGGUGAUUUCAUAGUUGACCAACAAAAAGCGCACAAUGUUGGGUCAAAAUUCAACACAAACCUCAAGUGUUGGUUAUUUCUAACAACAUGUUUGUCCGUUAGAAUUUCCCAGAAGGCUCAAAGAGAAGCCGGCCAAAUGAAUAAUACGCCUGUGAUGGGUUAUUUCCCAGAACUCCAAAAUGACCUUCAUCCAUUGUUUACAGUAGUUUGCUAUUUGUGUUAGUAUUGUGUGUACAUGGAGAAGUGGACAUAAAUGCAAAUAAACUGUGGGUCCAUGUAA
Oryzias latipes (Japanese medaka) is the source of this 7315-nucleotide messenger RNA. The record is from RefSeq and is a predicted model, not a curated record. Lineage: Eukaryota; Metazoa; Chordata; Actinopteri; Beloniformes; Adrianichthyidae.